Molecule: messenger RNA, 3306 nt
Organism: Salmo salar (Atlantic salmon)
Lineage: Eukaryota; Metazoa; Chordata; Actinopteri; Salmoniformes; Salmonidae
Source: RefSeq, a predicted model, not a curated record
UCCAAUGGUAUAUUAGUUCAUAAUUGUUUGGCCAAAUAAGGUAAAGGAUAUGCUGAUGUUGACACAAAAUGUGCAGUGGUUUGGACAAAAAACACACAACUCCAAUCUUACAUUUCGUGCUCACUCAGUACAUCUGUUACAUUGGACAUAUUUACACACCAAUGUAAUAUAUUUGGAUGCAUCUCUUCUUUUCAACUCUCAAAGACCGUGGUGGAGAAUCCAACAAUGCAGACCAUGGAUAUUGAUAAAGACACAUAUGCCAACAAGCCCAGAAAAAAGGAUUACAUUGGUGUUACAUUUUCAGCUAAUUUUCAGUGGUGGAAGAGACCAUCCGGAGUUGCUGCAGUGUGUCUGGGGCUGCUGUGUGUUCUCCUACUGGCUGGGAUCAUAGGCCUGUCUGUCUACUAUAACCGAAUCAUUGGUCAUUACUACUCUGCAGAGAGAUUCCAGACGUCCAGUUUGAACAACCUGACUAAAGAGAGAGACCAGCUAAAGACCAGUUAUAACACCCUGACUAAAGAGCGAGACGAGCUACAGACCAGAUACAACACCCUGACUAAAGAGAGAGACCAGCUACAGACCAGAUACAACACCCUGACUAAAGAGAGCGACCAGUUACAGAACCGUUACAACAACCUUACUAAAGAGAGAGACCAGCUACAGACCAGAUACAACACCCUGACUAAAGGAAGAGACCAGCUACAGACCAGAUACAACAACCUGACUAAAGAGAGAGACCCGCUACAGAACAGUUACAACACCCUGACUAAAGAGAGAGACCAGCUACAGACCAGUUACAACAACCAGACUAAAGAGAGAGACCAGCUACAGACCAGAUACAACACCCUGACUAAAGAGAAAGACCAGUUAAGGACAAGUUCUAACACCCUAACUAAAGAGAGAGACCAGUUACAGACCAGUAGUAACACCCUGACUAAAGAGAGAGACCAGUUACAGACCAGUUACCACACCCUGACUAAAGAGAAAGACCAGCUACAGACCAGUUAUAACACCCUAACUAAAGAGAGAGACCAGUUACAGACCAGUUACCACACCCUGACUAAAGAGAAAGACCAGCUACAGACUAGUUACAACACCCUGACUAAAGAGAGAGACCAGCUACAGACCGGUUACAACACCCUGACUAAAGAGAGAGACCACUUGAAGGAAGAGCUAAACAAACAGAGCAGUGGAUGGCAGAAGUUUGAGUCCAGUUGGUACUACCUCUCUACUGAGAAGAAAUCCUGGACAGAGAGCAGGCAGGACUGUCUGAAGCGAGGAGCACACCUGGUGAUCAUUAACAGCAAAAAGGAACAGGAAUUUAUCCAUGAAUGGAGUGGAUGCCUGGACAUCUAUCUUGGUUUCCAUGACACCAAUACAGAGGGGGUUUGGGAGUGGAUUAACGAUGGCGCAUUAGGCCAAUCAUCAGCACCUGGCACUACGUAUUGGAGGGAUGGGGAACCAAAUGAUGCAGAUCAGGGUGAAGACUGCGCUCAACUCUCAAAGAAGGUAUCAGACCCACUAAAGAGUUGGAACGACGUACCAUGCACAACGACCCUCCACUGGAUGUGUGAGAAGACACCGUCCACAUUCCAGUCUCUACAGAUCUACUGUCUUAGACCUGAGGAGCAGAGCACCAUGGUUGUGUCCAAGGCCUGGACGUUACACCAGCACUUCCAGGGUUUCCCCAAGGCUAGUGACUUCCAUCUGAGGGAGGAGACGCUGCCGCAGCCCAGGGAUGGACAGGUGCUGUUGGAGGCUGUGUUCCUCAGUGUGGACCCUUACAUGAGACCCUACAGCCAGACGAUGAUGAAGGAGGGAGACGUGAUGAUUGGAUCACAAGUUGCCAAGGUGAUCCAAAGCUAUAACCCCAGCUUCCCAGUCGGCUGCCAUGUGGUCAGUGAUUGUGGAUGGAGGAGUCACUGGGUGUGUGAUGGGGCAGAGCUGACCCCUGUGCUGCCAGACUGGCCCCAGGACAUCCCCCUCUCCCUGGCCCUGGGGGCCAUCGGCAUGCCUGGUCUGACAGCUCUCUAUGGACUAGAGGAGGUGUGUGAGAUAAAGAAGGGGGAGACUCUUCUGGUGAACGCUGCAGCAGGAGCCGUGGGCUCAGUGGUGGGACAGAUCGCCAAGAUCAAGGGCUGCAGAGUGGUGGGCUGUGCGGGGACAGAUACCAAGGUGUCCUAUCUAAAGCAGCUGGGUUUUGACCAGGUCUUCAACUACAAGACUGUCACCUCUCUGGAGGAAUCACUCAGGGAGGCCGCGCCACACGGAUACGACUGCUACUUUGAGAACGUUGGUGGGAAGUUCUCCAGUGUAGUGAUGCCUCAGAUGAGAGAGUAUGGCAGAAUAGCUGUGUGUGGAAGCAUCUCCAUGUACAACGACACCACACCGCAGACAGGUAUACUGUCCACACCACAGACAGGUAAACUGUCCACACCGCAGACGGGUAUACUGUCCACACCGCAAACGGGUUUACUGUCCACACCGCAGACGGGGCCGUAUGUACACACCUAUAUGAUCUUCAAACAGCUGAGGAUGGAGGGCUUCCUGUGUGCUCGCUGGAAACACAAACACCAGCAGUCACUGAGGAGGCUGAUGGCCUGGAUGACUGAGGGCAAGCUGAGAUGCAAUGAACACAUCACCAGUGGUUUCAACAACAUGCCUGCUGCCUUCAUGGGCAUGCUACAGGGGGACAACAUCGGCAAGGCUGUGGUCAAGGUGUGAUGAUGUCACAAUCACAUCAACAUUACACUCUUCCAGAACAUCUGGCUGAAGCAUUCCAGAAUACUCCAGGUUCUAGAAUCGGAAUCGGUUUUUUUAUUCAACAUUCCAAAUCCUUCCUGAAUAAUACACUCUAGUGUUCAACAUACAGCUACAGGUUUUGGUCCAGUGUAAUUCAACAUACAGCUAGACAGGUUUAGGUCCAGUGUAAUUCAACAUACAGCUAGACAGGUUUAGGUCCAGUGUAAUUCAACACACUGCUAGACAGGUUUAGGUCCAGUGUAUUUCACCAGACAGCUAGACAGGUUUAGGUACAGUGUAAUUCAACAGACAGCUAGACAGGUUUAGGUCCAGUGUAUUUCAACAGACAGCUAGACAGGUUUAGGUCCAGUGUAAUUCAACAGACAGCUAGACAGGUUUAGGUCCAGUGUAAUUCAACAGACAGCUAGACAGGUUUAGGUCCAGUGUAAUUCAACAGACAGCUAGACAGGUUUAGGUCCAGUGUAAUUCAACACACAGCUAGACAGGUUUUGGUCUAGUGUAAUGACAUUAACUAAAUAAAACAUGUCUUCACAAUACAAUGUU